Frieseomelitta varia is the source of this 1860-nucleotide messenger RNA. RefSeq names its product alkaline phosphatase-like. Gene Ontology annotation, molecular function: alkaline phosphatase activity. Lineage: Eukaryota; Metazoa; Arthropoda; Insecta; Hymenoptera; Apidae. The record is from RefSeq and is a predicted model, not a curated record. Gene Ontology annotation, biological process: dephosphorylation. The transcript has 9 exons. The coding region runs from base 77 to 1645 and encodes 522 amino acids.
GUAUUACUCUUCCAUUUAGUCGCAUUUAACGCGAACAUCUAUUAACAUCGUGACGGGACACGAAACGAUCAUAUAAAUGUAUCGCACAGUUACGUUAAACAUGAGGCUUAUCACAUUGUGUAUCACCUUGUCGUUUCUCCUUGGAAUCGCUCGAGCCACGUUGAAAGAAGAUAUUAAACAUUGGCGGAAAUUAGCUACCGACGAACUGGAGGAUGCUCUGUCGUACAGAUUUAUCACGAACAGAGCAAAGAAUGUGAUCAUUUUCGUGGGUGACGGCAUGAGCUCCGAUACCAUUACCGCCAGUAGAAUAUUCCGUGCUGGUGAGACCAGCCGUCUGGCUUGGGAGAGUUUCCCUCACAUAGGAAUUCUUAAGACGUACAAUACUGACAAACAAGUACCAGAUUCAGCUUCAACAGCAACGGCAUUAUUCGGCGGAGUGAAGACGAAUUACAACGUGGUUGGCGUAGAUGCGAAUGUAGCAAUAGAUAAUUGCUCUGCGAGCUUAAAUACUAGUUACCACGUGGACUCUAUCAUCUCGUGGGCACAGGCGUUUGGUAAAGAUACAGGGUUCGUGACGACCACCAGGGUGACUCACGCGACUCCAGCACCCUUAUAUGCACACAGCCCGAACAGAAAAUGGGAAUGCGAGUCGAAGAUGCCGAAGACUGCAGAAAAGUGCAAAGACAUCGCCAGACAAUUGGUAGAGGACCUGCCAGGAAAAAAUAUCAAGGUAAUCAUGGGUGGAGGUAGACAAAUGUUAAAAUCCAAUGCUAUGGGUACUGAAUUCGAUCCCAUUGACACUUGGGCUGGUCAUAGAGAAGAUGGUAGGGACUUGAUCGAAUAUUGGAAGCAAGACAAAACUUUUAGGAAAUUGUCUUUCGAAGUUGUUCAAAAUAAUGAAGAAUUGUCUCGAGUGAAUACGGAUGAAGUGGAUUAUUUGCUGGGUCUCUUUGCGAAUGGUCAUAUUAGUAUGGAUUGGAACAGAGAGAAAGGUCCCAAAGGACAGCCGAGUCUCGAAGAAAUGACUGUAACUGCAUUGAAGAUCUUGCAGAAGUCGAAAGAGGGCUAUCUUCUUGUGGUUGAGGGAGGACUCAUCGAUUAUGCUCAUCAUCGUGGCCACGCUGCACAAGCGUUAUUAGAAACCGUCAGAUUCUCAGACGCUAUUAACGCAACCUUAAGGAUGGUUAACACGCAAGAUACUCUUAUUAUUGUAACUAGCGAUCAUACUCAUUCCUUGAGCUUUAAUGGAUACAGCGAUAGAGGUUCAAACAUUCUAGGCAUAGCUCAGAAGUCCAAGCACGAUGGAAUCCCGUAUACAACGCUGACUUACAGCACAGGUGGGCCAAAUAACAUGGCCUACAAGAAUAAUAAGAGAAUAGAUCCUUCAGAUGAAGAUACGACAGCAUUCAUCUACAGUCAACAAGCAACUAUCAUAACCGACGAAGCUUAUCAUGGAGGAGGUGAUGUUGCUGUCUAUGCUUUGGGACCGUAUGCACAUCUGUUUCACAGCGUGCACGAACAGAGUUAUGUUGCCUGUGUGAUAGCACACGCUACUAACAUGGAAUCGGUAGCUUAUGGCAACAAUGCUGGAAAUCGAUAUAGCAGUCUGGUAAACGUUCAUACUGGAGAAGAUAGUAAGAAGUAAAAAAAAAAAAAAAAAAACGGAAAAUCAAAGGAAGAACUACAGUUAUGCUUAUUUUGAUAAUGGAAAAAACAGAAAAAAGAAAAAUGCGUACAAACUUCCUCUUGAGUAAAAUCGUCACGAACUUUUCGAUCCUCUAAUGUUGCAAUGCCUACGCUCACGCGCUAUGUACGAUUAUUAUAGUGUAUUUGUCAGUCCGAUGAUAAUAAAGUACAAAA